AUGAGCAGUUCGCCAGAGAGAGGGGCUGGUCGUCAAAAGGGUCGAACAGAUGAUGCGAGCAAGCCGCGUCCUCGGCCGUGGGACGAGUUGGAAUCUUUAGAACACACGCGACGAGAAGAAAGAGAACAAGAGCAACAAGUGAGGGAUGUAGGGGGCACAUACUUCGCGACUCCUGAACUACAUCAUUACGGAGUCGUGAAGUCGAUUCCCUCUCCACCGCAGUUUACGACAACCAAGCCUGAUGGGGCUAUGUCGGUGACGACAGCGCCAUUGCACGUCGCCUCGGAAGCUUCGACCCUGUUCGACAGUGGAGACAUGAUCAUGGUGGCGGCAUUGCUCGCUCACCCGGAGUGCUCGCUGAAGGGCUUUGUACUGCACCGAGCGAAACUGGACACGCCGCCAGGCAGGGAGGCCCUCUUGAAGUGCUUGGAGCUCAACAAAUUGUCCCGGCUUGCCCUAGGGGGGUGCGUCUGGUUUGAUGACGCCAUGAGAACUGACAACUCCAGGCAGUACGAGUGGCGCACUGGCAGGUGGUGGGAGAAGGUCUGCGAUACGAUUAGGACGAGCGCGUUUCGACUGCGGGAGGUGGUUGUGGAGGGACUUGAAAGAGCGAACGCGAUCUCCGACGUCGGGGUGGAAGCGUUAGCGCAAGCCCUCGUCGGAGAUUAUCCACUAGAUUUGGACGAGGGGGAAGAAGGUGCGAGCGGAAGUCACGAAGAGCCAUUUCGAAGCCACCGACCUCCCUUGAUCAAGACCCUUGACCUCGGACAGAACCGAAUAACGGACCCAGGAGGAACAACGCUUGGAGCCGCCCUGCCCAGGAGUGUCUUUCUAGAGUCCAUCACUUUGUCGUACAACUUCAUGAUGGAGGAAGCAGCCCAGGCCUUGCUCAGCGCGGCAGCAUCAAGCCGGCCUACACUCAAGGAGAUUCACUGCGAGGGCAACCUCUUUGAUGAAGAGUGA
Messenger RNA from Ectocarpus siliculosus, 963 nucleotides. The record is from the annotation of a GenBank genome assembly. Lineage: Eukaryota; Phaeophyceae; Ectocarpales; Ectocarpaceae.